AAGUGCACUCAGCGCACAGCGAAGAUUCCAAAGAUACGUCAUGAAGGCGAUCUCGUUGAUCGAGUUUUGCUCUUCGAUGUUGAAGGGACUACUACUCCCAUCACGUUUGUCAAAGACACUCUAUUCCCACUGGCUAGAGAUAGGAUGCUCGAGUGGUUGACAAGCCACUGGGAUCACCAGGAGGGAGCUCAGGUCAGGAAGCUGCUGCCGGCCGAGCUGUGGGACGGGUCUGUGGAGGAGGUGGCUGAUGUGAUGAAGGAGUGGAUAGCAGCUGAUAGGAAGGAGCCGGCCUUGAAGACAGCUCAGGGGCUCAUCUGGAGGGAGUCUUACGAAACGGGCGGGCUGCGAGCUCCGAUGUUUACUGAUGUUGGCUCGUGUUGGGAAAGGUGGAAGGCGCGAGGGGCGAGGAUAGCGAUUUUUAGUAGUGGGAGUAGGGAGGCACAAAAGCUUAUCUAUAAGUAUUGUGGAGAUGAGAAGACGAAGGUUUUGGAUUUAACGCGGUUUAUCUCGUGUUAUUUUGAUCCUACUUCUGUGGGAGGGCAUUCUAAGCAAACCUCCGAGGCCUACGAGCAGAUCGCCUUGUCGCUUGGGGCUGAUCCGAAGGAUAUAGUCUUCUUUACGGAUAUCCCAGGCGAGGCUAGGGCAGCUAGAGCAGUUGGGUGGGACGGUGGGUGGUUGUUCGAGAGGGCAAUGCGGCAGUAG
Messenger RNA from Perkinsus marinus ATCC 50983, 702 nucleotides. Its product is annotated as Protein UTR4, putative. NCBI's taxonomy places the organism in Eukaryota, Perkinsozoa, Perkinsida, Perkinsidae. The record is from RefSeq and is a predicted model, not a curated record. Gene Ontology annotation, molecular function: acireductone synthase activity. The transcript is spliced from 5 exons. Bases 145 to 702 code for a protein of 185 amino acids.